AUGGCGCGCGACUUUGGACAAUGCAUCAGUCUCACUGUUAAGUCGAGAGGAUACACAUUCAACAUGUACGCUAAACUGUUCGUCCUUUGCGUCGUCGCGGCGGCAGCGCUGGCACGCGAGUACCCCGCAGGCCUCCACCCGGCAGUAUGCCCCAACUACCCCUACUGCGACACCAACACCUUCGCCCGUUUCACCCCCGACGGCAUGCCCAUCCCCGAGUGGGUGUACAACCCCUCCAUCCUGCCCGUAGCCCCGGCCGACCCACACGCCAACGUCGCAGCGAAAUACCCCGCCAAUUUCAACGCGGCCGAAUGCCCCAACUACCCAUACUGCUGG
Messenger RNA from Iphiclides podalirius (scarce swallowtail), 336 nucleotides. The record is from the annotation of a GenBank genome assembly. Lineage: Eukaryota; Metazoa; Arthropoda; Insecta; Lepidoptera; Papilionidae.